Schistocerca gregaria is the source of this 1140-nucleotide messenger RNA. RefSeq names its product CARD- and ANK-domain containing inflammasome adapter protein-like. NCBI's taxonomy places the organism in Eukaryota, Metazoa, Arthropoda, Insecta, Orthoptera, Acrididae. Bases 1 to 1080 code for a protein of 359 amino acids. Gene Ontology annotation, molecular function: protein binding; fatty-acyl-CoA binding. The transcript has 2 exons. The record is from RefSeq and is a predicted model, not a curated record.
AUGGAGGGCGCACCAGCAGAGGCAGUGCGUGCGCAGACUCACUCCACAGCCAGUGUCACGGGAGGCGAGACUGCGCCCGAGCAGGUCGACUCCAUACCCAGUGUCACGGCAGCUGAGGCGGUGCCUGUGCAGACUCACUCCAUCCCCGGUCUGAAAGCAGCCGAGGCCGUGCGUGCUCUGACUCGCUCCGUGCCUGGUCUCACAGAUGCUGGCGCCAUUAACCUCUUAAAGGGUCACUUACAGCUGAUGGCUGUACAGCAUACGCACUCGACACCGAGUGUUACGGCAGACCAGGGAGCGUCUACGCAGAAUCACUCCGCCCGCAGUCUCGAGGCAGCCUGGGCUGUGCGUGCGCUGACUGACUCCUUCCCCGGUCUCACGGGUCCUGGCGCCAUUAACCUGUUAAAGGGUCACUUACAGCUGAUGGCUAUACAGCACAGCUUGGCACUCACGGAAGACAAGGCAAGGGAGCUUUCUCAAAUGAACAGCCGGAUGAUCCAGAUGGCAGAUGACGGGAUGGUGGAAGAGGUGGAGAGGCUGCUGAUGUUAGGGGCGAACGUGGAGGCGAAGGAAGAGAGGUAUGGCUGGACAGCCCUUCACCCUGCAUCAAUCGACGGACACUUGGGCGUGGUGCAGUGUCUGCUGAGGUACGGAGCGGAUGUGGGCGCGAGAGACAGCGAAGGGCGGACGCCACUGCACUGGGCCGCGAGGUACGGACAAUUGGAGGUGCUGGAGUAUCUGCUGGAGAACGGGGCGGAUGUGCAGGCGAAGGACGUCGAAGGCCAGACGCCAGUACACUGGGCAGCAAAGAAUGGCAGUUUGGGGGCGCUGGAGGCCCUGCUGGAGAGUGUGGUAGGCGCCGAGGACAACAAUGACGACACCCCUCUCCACUUGGCCGCAACCUGGGGCUACACAGAAGCGGCGCUGCUACUGGUGAGGUUCGGUGCUGACCUGGGUGCCGAAGGCCAGGAGGGGCUGACGCCGCAGCAGAGGGCCGAACGCUGGGGCCACGAAGGCACGGCAGCUGCACUGCUGGCAGCAGCCUCCCAGACUGGAGUCCAGCAAAUGUCUGUGGACUAAAAUUCAAAUAGUUUCACUACACAUUUUUUCUUUUCUGGAAUAAAGCAUACUAAAAAGUUA